Messenger RNA from Cottoperca gobio, 1883 nucleotides. Its product is annotated as interferon-induced transmembrane protein 5-like. The record is from RefSeq and is a predicted model, not a curated record. Lineage: Eukaryota; Metazoa; Chordata; Actinopteri; Perciformes; Bovichtidae. Gene Ontology annotation, cellular component: plasma membrane. Bases 542 to 970 code for a protein of 142 amino acids. The transcript has 3 exons.
UACAGACCAAAAUGAAGUUCGAUGUUCUCUAAGGGACCACACCAGACUUGUCCCUCAAGGUCUCUGGCAGACAGCACUUCAGGCAAACUCCUCCUCAACACCUUCAAGGCUUUUUAACCACGCAACCCUGCCUCCACUGUCCUCUGCUACCUCCGCCCAACUCAACCACCUGACUCACACUAGACCCACACCAGACCUCUACGAAAGCUGAGGUGAUCGGUACUUUUGGUGAAAGAGACUUUGCACUGCUCCCAUGCAUCUAUUGGCUGUCUCUUUCUCUGUCUGUCUCUUUCAUGCAGCUUUCUGUAUCUCUAUUUCAGUCUCUCUCAAGCCACAUAAUGACAGACCUACUGUAUAUUAAAGGACCCUGCCCAUGCGUCCUCUCCCAGUCACCUCCCUCUUCAUGGGCCUUUAUAAGCCUUUCACACAGGGGGGGCACUACUUUCCAUAGAGGGACCGUGCACAAGCUUCUGGAAGGCUCACCAAUUCGCAAACCCACCUUUUCGCCCUCAGCCAGGGAUCUUCUGCCUAAACGCUGACCAUGGACAACCAUUCGUACAACUUCCCCUCAGACUGCACCCCGCUCACCAACUGUAAGUCUGCCCGUAAACCGGCUGGAUCCACCGUGGUGAACAUGGGCAACGCUGGCAAGAAUCCUCCCCGGGACUAUCUAGUCUGGUCGCUGUGCAACACCAUGUACGUCAACUUCUGCUGCCUGGGAUUCAUGGCUCUCAUUUACUCCAUCAAGGCCAGGGACCAGAAGACUCAGGGCAACCUGCAGCUGGCGCAGGAGUGUUCAGACAAGGCCAAGUGGUACAACAUCCUGGCAGCCGGCUGGAACAUGCUGAUUCCUCUUCUGGCCGUCGUCCUGCUUGUCCUCCUGCUCAUCCACCUGGGCACGUCCCAGGGCUCCUUCGACUUCUUCGGAGAGGAUGGCUUUCAAAGCUUCAUGAAACUGUUCAGCUGGUAGAUGGAGGCAAAGGGAAAUAAAAUUAAAAUAAAACACAGAUCGGUCUUAAAGUCAACCCAUUCACACUAACUGGGAGAGGGUGUUUGAUUGGAUUCAGCAGAUGACGGCUGACAUAAUAACCCCGAAUAAUUUUUGCCAGUCUAAGCCAAGAAACCAGGAUGUGUGCUGGUCGCAAUUUACUAAGCACUAAAAUAAUCCUCACUGGCGAGAAAGAAAAGCAAGUUUUGGUUUGUGUAUUACAAGAAUAUCCUCUGGAUGCACCAGUACUAAUGCUGCUUUCAAAAAGUCUGGCCAAUUAAAUACUUAAAACAGGGCAUUCAACCAGAAUCAGAGAGUUACACAUAAAGAACAAUGGAUAAAACAGAAUGCUUUUAGACCAGUGACCUAAAACUAAAGAUAAAAGUUUACAACAUUCAGUAAAAGCAACACAACAGUACAUCAUUUGUAUUGUGAGUGCUGUAGGAUAUUAGUAUUGGCUCAUCCUUAAUUGUAAUAUCAGUAUUGGAGGGAGUUCAGAUCACACAUGCCAGUCUCCCAGACACGGUCAGUAGAAAUGUGAAGUUGAUCAAAGACUGAACAGCCUGUAAAUGGAGAAGAGGGGAACAAACGGAGUUAAGAAAGGCUGAGAGAUCGAGCGAGCAGCUACUCUGGGUCAUUUCCGUUGUUAUUUAUUGUAUUUAUGUUGAAUGGAAAUUUUGAUGACAGCUGAAAUUAUCUCUAGUCGGGGUGUAAAGAGGAGAGAGAACAGAAGACUGUGGAGCCAAAGUCUGGACGUCACGAUGAUGAGAAGCCACUUGACAAAAGACAAUCAACAUUCACCUCCCUUUGAUCGUCAUUAUUAGUCUUACUUUUCUUCUUUCAGCAGUUAUGUUUUCACAUGUUAUUACUGUUACAACAUGCAUCUGUUUUUGAU